Messenger RNA from Mugil cephalus (flathead mullet), 5858 nucleotides. It is a transcript of the gene usp10, whose product is annotated as ubiquitin specific peptidase 10. Lineage: Eukaryota; Metazoa; Chordata; Actinopteri; Mugiliformes; Mugilidae. Gene Ontology annotation, biological process: regulation of autophagy; DNA damage response, signal transduction by p53 class mediator; protein deubiquitination. The record is from RefSeq and is a predicted model, not a curated record. Gene Ontology annotation, molecular function: cysteine-type deubiquitinase activity; cysteine-type endopeptidase activity. The coding region runs from base 255 to 2888 and encodes 877 amino acids. Gene Ontology annotation, cellular component: nucleus; cytosol. The transcript is spliced from 15 exons.
CCGACCGCGCGCUGGUUGGGCUGCUAGCGAGGAAGCUCCUGCUAGUCUGACGGAAAUGGCGGUGACUGCAAGGCGAGCAGCGUGAAGCGCUGAUGCAUGACACGGAUCAAAACUUUCAACUGCCAGGACAUCGUUGGGCGACUGGCAAUGACGUCGAAGUAGAACAUCUGUUGUAGCUGUCGUUACAAACGUUGAACAUCUUCCCGGGAGAGUUUUCAUCUUGUCAGCGGAGGAGAGAAAAUCUCACCGGGAGCAUGGCUUCUUACAGCAACCAGUACAUCUUCGGGGAAUUCAGCCCUGAUGAGAUCAAUCAGUUUUUUGUGACCCCACGAUGUUAUGUGGAGCUUCCUCCGUUCAAUGACAAAGUCCCAUGCGUCAGUCAGUCUUCUGGAAGUUACUGCACUCCUGCUGUACCUUAUAUUAUGGAGUCUAUGGGACUGCAGGUUUGCGCAGAAGACUAUCAGCGCAUUGAGUUUGGUGUUGACGAGGUGAUGGAUUCCAAGCCCAUCGGGGUGAACGAUCCUCUAUACAAAGUGUCGAGCACCCUCAACCCACAGGCUCCGGAGUUCAUCCUGGGCUGCCAGCCGGCCCCGAAGGCUCAACAGACGGCUCUUCCAGCGGCUGACGUCCCGGAUGGAACCCACUUCAACUCUCUGGAUGGACCUGAUUCAGAGGCCUCAGCCAUGGACAAUCACCAGGCCUGCCAGGACAUGGACGGACUCCCUGGCAGCCUGGGACAGCGGGAGAGAAAGAAAAAGAAAAAGCGACCGCCGGGGUACUACAGCUACCUGGACCCAUCAGCUGGCGGCAACAGCAGCACCGGUGCGGCAGAUGGGACGCCUGUGACAGCGCUGGUUAACGGACAUGCACUCAGUGGCCCACACCACAAUUCUGAGGAUGUGGACAGUAAGGCAUUGCCAGGGGUUGAACUUUGCACCCCUGGGUCUGUCUCUGCGGCAACAGCUGCCGUAGCGGCAGCAGCCAAGUUUGCCCCCACAUCCGCUGCCAAUCAGAGGACUUGUGAUAGCCCUGAUGAUUCUUCUUUGGACUUAACAAGUGGAGCGGCUUCUUUAUCAGAUGGCAACAAUGCAACUUCCUCCUCUUCAUCCUCUCAAAGCAGAGGGAUGACAGAGGGAGCAAGGACUGCAGAUCAGCAGCCAGAUAAUCUGGCUCCACAGAGCCCUGAACUUUCAGAUACUCCAUACAGCCCCCACUCCAAAUCACCUCUUCCUCCCUCAGCUGCUGUGGCCACAUCCUCUGUCAUCACUUCCAUUACUACUGAACUAGAGGGAAGGGAGGUAGCAGAUAGCGGGGUGGCCAAUGGCCUAGUAGAGCCUAAUACUCCUGUCAGUGCAGAUGGACACAAAGAAGACUGUGAGAGCGGGGAGCAGGCUCAGCAGGUCACCCUGGACUCUGCUGCCCAGCCGGCGGCGACAGAGCAGGCACAUUCGCCAGCAAGUCCAGCUGCACCUACUGCCAAUCUUCCCAAGUCAUGGGCUAGCCUCUUUCACAACUCUAAACCUCUGCCCGGGGGCCCUCAGGCCUUUGUGGAGGUAAAAAAUGUUGUGGAAGUUGUGUCUCCCUCCCUUACUAUGCCAGAGCAGCCUGAGAAAGUUGGGGAGGUAAAAGAAGGUCCUGUCCACGUAUCAGAGGAUCCCAUGGCCCCUAAACUUGCAGAACUUAUUGAGAAUGUGAAGUUGAUACAUAAACCAGUGUCUUUGCAGCCGAGAGGACUGAUCAACAAGGGAAACUGGUGCUAUAUCAACGCUACCCUACAGGCCCUGAUUGCAUGCCCUCCCAUGUACCACCUGAUGAAGUCCAUUCCUCUGCAUAAUGAAACGCAGAGACCAUGUACUUCCACGCCCAUGAUGGACAACUUUGUACGGCUGGUGAAUGAGUUCAACAAUAUGCCUGUGCCAUCUAAAGCCAAACAGCAAGGUGUUGGUGAUAAGGUCACAAAAGAUAUCCGGCCUGGUGUCCCCUUUGAACCAACUUACAUAUACAAACUCCUCACUCUCAUCAAGUCAAGUCUUUCUGAGAAGGGCCGACAAGAGGAUGCGGAGGAGUAUCUCGGGUUCACGCUCAAUGGAUUGCACGAGGAGAUGCUGGCAUUGAAGAAACUAAUCUCGCCUCAGGAAGAGAAAGCUCCCACACCCAAUGGACCGGAGUCCCAGCCAGGUGUAGAGGAAGAAGUUGCUGAUAAGGAGGAAGAAGGUAGUGAGGAUGAGUGGGAGCAAGUGGGUCCCAGAAACAAGACUUCCAUCACUCGCCAGGCUGACUUUGUCCGCACACCCAUCACCGAUAUCUUUGGUGGACACAUCAGAUCGGUGGUGUAUCAACAAAACUCUAAAGAGUCAGCCACUCUGCAGCCUUUCUUCACCCUGCAGCUGGACAUCCAGUCAGAGAAGAUCCGCACUGUCCAGGAGGCUUUGGAGACCUUGGUGGCUCGAGAGUCAGUCCAGGGCUACACAUCUAAAACCAAGCAAGAGAUUGAGAUAAGUCGGAGGGUAACUCUAGAAGAGCUGCCGCCUGUGCUGGUGCUCCAUCUCAAGAGAUUUGUUUUUGAAAAGACGGGAGGCUGCCAGAAACUGACCAAGAACAUUGAUUACCCUGUUGACCUGGAAAUCAGCAAAGAUCUCUUAUCCUCUGGAGUGCGAGGCAAAGUUGUGAAAGGCCAAAGAACUUACAGGCUCUUUGCAGUUGUCUAUCACCAUGGAAACAGCGCGACCGGCGGUCAUUACACCACGGAUGUCUUCCACAUCGGUCUUAACGGCUGGCUGCGCAUUGACGACCAGACAGUGAAGGUCAUCAACCAGUACCAGGUGGUGAAGCAGACUGCAGAGCGCACCGCCUACCUGCUGUACUACCGCCGCGUCGACCUGCUGUAGAGACACACACACACACACACACACGCAUCCCAGCACUCUCGCAAACGAUACUCAAGACACAUCCACAGACACACAACACGGAACAUACAUGCUCAAAAUGCACUCGUUGACAGUUCAUGCACACGUGACACAAACACACACCAAACUAAUGAACAGGAACACUGCCCAACUUGUUCUCUUGCAAGAUUUUCCUCUUCUUCCCUCCUGUUCCCGCUUUCCUGAGAACCAGCUUUUCCAACACCUCUUUUUCCUUUGUCUCCUUUUUCUUGUCGGAAGAAGAGAAGCAAGCUGCAUUCACAAAGAUUUCCCUGUGACUGCUCUCUCUUCUCUGUGUACCACUGCUGUGUUGUUUUUGUUUUUUUGUUUUUUUCCUUUUUUGUUAUCCUUUAAGAGCAGCAAGGAAAGACUGUUGAAUCGACAGAGGUGGGGUUGAGGUCGCACACUAGGACCUGAGGCUCACCUCUGACUGAGCCCACGGCUUUGGCUCAGAUAGUGAACAGUGGACUCACUCACACAGGAAGAACUGUCUACCACAGGCUGCAAGUGGACUGCUGGGGUAAUUCUCUCGUUCAAAUGACCUUUUUUUAAGGAAAUGACCUAGAUAUCAGUGUUUGCCUUUUAGUAAAGGGGAACUGUCGGCCUAUUGAAUUCGCAGCAGUUUAAAAGCCUGUUAUUUGCCCUCGUGCAUUGAAAAGGCCCAGCACCAGCAUUAUCACGAGUCUCUCCUCCCAAGGCCAGAUUGUUUUCUUCUCCGUCACCACCAACCUCCCUCUUCUCCAUUUCCUCACUUUAACGAUGCUUUUAAAACUAGGUACAACUUGAGCCAUCAAAAACAUGAGAAAAAAAAAAAACAGAUAGGUGGUGCAACGAAUGGGAACUGAACAGCUUCCUUGUUUUGAGAGAUCCUUGUCAUGGUUAUUUGGGUUUAGAGUUAGAAGGCCUAUCUUAAAGAAAAUAUUAAUGCGCUUUAGAAUUUAAUAACAAUUAAGCUUCUGUGCACAAAGUAUAAACAGACUGAUGAUUACAAUAUGACAGGCAAAUGCAUAUUUUACAAAUAUUUAGAUUCAAAUGUUAAAAAAAGAAAAAAGUAAAAAAAAAAAAAUGAAAGAGAUCUAGCUGACUGAAAACAUGUUUGGGUCCUAAAGGACUGCGCCAGUUUUUAGACUCAGUUCUUGCACUGGAGAUGUGGCAACCAAUCAAGACAGAUUCCACUGCAAAACCUGCCUUUGUACAUUUCCUUCUCUCUUUCUCUCCAUUCAUUUUUUUUUUUGUUUUGUUUUGUUUUGUUCUGUCUUUUCUCGUGUAAAGGUUCCACCUGUGUACUGGUGGCUUAUCAGUGUAGUUUUGAGCCACACCACCCAUCUUAUCCCCCCAACUCAGCAGAAAGCGGGGGCUGCCUUAGGUUCAGUGUGUGAUGUUUUUUCCACUCGGUGUACGAGUCUAACCAUAAUCGGGCGGCAACUGCUAGUCUAAUGUCUGUGAAGAGUUAAGGGAAUGUACCUGACACCUUUGUAUUUACUCUUUUGUGGCUCGGCCAUUCCUCCCAGUCGAGGGAGAGCCGAGUGUUGAGGGGAAGUGGGACUACAUCUGUGCAAAGCGCUUCAUAAAGGAACUGGACAUGCGCACAAAAGGAGAUGGUGUUUGCUUUAGUUGAAGAUAUUGAUUUUUUUUUUUUUAUUUGAUCAUUCAUUGAUUGUGAUGAUUUUUGUUUGAGUUACUAAAAGAUGUUAGUUGUUUUUUUUUUCUUUUGUCAUUGAUCAUUUAUUGGAUGUCCUAAUGCCCUCGCUCCCCUCAGAAAAACAUGCUUGCAUUUGAAUUUGUGUUUGAAACGAAAUUACACAGGCUAAAGCACAACAACGAAUAAAAUUGAACUAGUUCUUUGCUUGAUAUUUAUUUCCAUUUUGUCAUUUGUUUUCUUUUGAUAUUUUUUAUUUUUUUUCCAUUUCAUUCCAACCACCAGAUUCUCAGUAUUAACACUUGAGUAUUGCCACAUAAUUUAGGCUUUAAUCCAAAUAUUCUAUUAUUGUCUCAAGCACUGGUUUUAGUUUCUCACUCGUACCAGACAGUGGGAUCGUUUUCCACCUUCGGUUAAAAAAAAAAAAAAAGAGUUAAAAUAAUGUCCUGUAUUUUAGGGGCAGCGUGUGGAUUUGAGUUUAUUUAACAUGUCACUUUUUACAAAGUUUACAAAUUUUGAGUAAGUUAAUCUCUCAGUUCCAAAUUAAAUUGUUAAAUUCGCACAUUAGAUUGAAAUAAUUCCUUGCAUUAUUUUUUUUUUUUUGUCUUUUUAGCAUCAUUGUCUAGACUCUUGUGGGUUUCAAAGUCAGAAACCUUCCCCAGCUAAACCAAAGGACAACAUUAAACAGGCCCUUCUGCCUUCCAUUAACUUAGUUUAAUCCCAACUUUAUUUUGCCUUUUCCACCCGAGGUCUUGUUGGCACGGCUCAUCGCAGUUCGCGACUCUUCACACACGAAACGGCACGUCGGUCUCAUAAUUUAACUCUCACCAUAGUUCAGUUGUGCUGCGGGCUUUGUAGUCAUUUCUGCACAAAUUGUUACAUUGUUGAUUUGCAUAUUUUCUUCCCCUGCUUUCAAAGACUGUUUUGGAAGUUGGGGCUUUUAAAAGCGACACCUUGAGCUUUCUGUUGUACAGUUUUAUCUCAGUCUCUGACGGCUGGUCAGGAAAUGUGCUGGUGAAAUGCUUCAACAAUGUCUUUUUUUGUUUUGUUUUGGUUUUUUUUUUUCUUUCAGUGUGUGCUCCUAACACUAUUGUCUGCUGGGAACUGUUGGGAUAAUGACCUAAAAACAAAAUCUAUACUGUCUUUUAAUUUUAAGGCUCCAGCAUUCUAUUUUGUUUAUUGUUCAAAUAAAGGAUUGUGCUAAAAGCAGUUUGCUAAUUGAGCGUAGUCAAAAAGACUACUUGGCUUUCUUAUGAUACAGUAAAUGCUAAAAAAAAAAAAAAAAAAAAAAAAAA